Messenger RNA from Panicum hallii, 651 nucleotides. RefSeq names its product zinc finger protein 36-like. The record is from RefSeq and is a predicted model, not a curated record. Bases 1 to 651 code for a protein of 216 amino acids. Gene Ontology annotation, molecular function: DNA-binding transcription factor activity. The transcript has a single exon. NCBI's taxonomy places the organism in Eukaryota, Viridiplantae, Streptophyta, Magnoliopsida, Poales, Poaceae.
AUGCAGCGCAAGCAAUCGCCGUCCUCGCAGAUCGUCACAGCAGGAGCUCGAACGAUAGCGCGAAAAAUGGACCAAGACGAGUACCUGUCCCUGUGCCUCAUGGCGCUCGCCGCCGCGUGCCAGCAAGCCGGCGCGACGGCGCCGCGCCGGCCACACGACGUGGCAGCGCCAUUAUCGUCCGCGGCGGCGUCAUCGACCGAGCUUCCGCUCCACUUCCGGUGCCCCCUCUGCGGCAAGGCGUUCGCGUCGUACCAGGCGCUCGGGGGGCACAAGGCGAGCCACCGCAAGCUGCCCGCGGGUGGUGGCGCGGCGCCAUUGUUCCAUCAGAAGGAAGCAACCGCGGAGGCAUCAUCGGCGUCCGGGAGCGGCGGCGCCGGGCGGCACGUCUGCACGGUGUGCCGCAGGGGAUUCGACACCGGGCAGGCGCUCGGCGGGCACAAGAGGUUCCACUACCUGCACGGGCCGUCGGUGUCGGCGUCGCUGCCCAGCGGUGCGGUGCCGAGCGCGGUCGGUGGGUUUGACCUGAACCUGGCGCCCCUGGUCCCGGAGAUUGGAUUUCCCGGCGUGAGGCGGCGGGGCGACGACGAUGAGGUGCCGAGCCCUUUGCCUUUGCCGCCCAAGAAGCCACGCCGGCCGUCGAAUUCUGCAUGA